Messenger RNA from Acipenser ruthenus (sterlet), 4663 nucleotides. RefSeq names its product ecto-NOX disulfide-thiol exchanger 2-like. Lineage: Eukaryota; Metazoa; Chordata; Actinopteri; Acipenseriformes; Acipenseridae. Gene Ontology annotation, molecular function: protein-disulfide reductase activity; RNA binding. Gene Ontology annotation, cellular component: external side of plasma membrane; plasma membrane. The record is from RefSeq and is a predicted model, not a curated record. Gene Ontology annotation, biological process: ultradian rhythm.
UGCCUCUCUUUGUUGGUGGCAAUAUUGUUGUCUGCUUGGUUGGUAACCAGGAGGAAAUGCGGAGCUGAGGGGACUUGAAACGUUCAGUUUCAGCACUCCACAGACAAGUUGUUUGACAAUAUCAGUGGAAGGUGUCUGAUUGUAGCAGCUCCCUCAAUCUGGAAUGUCAUGGAGAUACCAGAACAAGAAACUGAGUGAAGUUUGAACAUGUGCUUUAGUAAGGAUCUUGUCUUCUCAAAACAGCCCAAUCUAUCAUAAACAGAAGUUCACAGCUGCUGUUCGGACACAAGGUGAAGGGCAUCACGUCUAAUGAUGUACAAGGACUACAGAGCAGGAAGAGCUGGAGGACUAAACCCGCUGACCUUUGACCCUUCGACGAACAAUGAACCUCUACAGUUUAACAACUGUAAUGGACCCCUGGUCACGGAGUGCCCUGUAGAGAAUGGGGCUGAGAACAGCAAGAAACGGAAGAGACCCAACCUUCCUCCAGAAGGAAUCCGGAAUAUGGCAAUGGACUCGAGCCCAAUGGGAAUGCCAAUGUCAGACCCAGGAGCCUGGGCAACAGCCAUGAACAACCUGGGCAUGGCUCCAAUGGGCAUGACAGGACAACCUCUCAUGUCAGACUUCGACCCUGGCCUUGGGAUGAUGACUGGGAUUGCGCCAAUGAACCCUAUGAUGCGACUAGGAGUCUCACAGGAUAUGCCAGUUGUGAAGGAGAUCAUUCACUGCAAGAGCUGCACCCUUUUCCCUUCAAACCCAAAUCUGCCCCCCCCUGCCACCAGACAGAGGCCCCCUGGCUGCAAGACUGUGUUUGUGGGGGGUUUGCCUGAAAACGCUACAGAGCAACUCAUUGUGGAGGUGUUUGAGCAAUGCGGGGAGAUUAUUGCCAUUCGCAAAAGCAAGAAAAACUUCUGUCACAUUCGCUUUGCCGAGGAAUACACAGUAGACAAGGCCCUCUUCCUGUCAGGCUACCGGAUCAGACUAGGUUCCAGCACUGACAAGAAGGACACGGGGCGCCUCCACGUGGACUUUGCACAGGCACGGGAUGACUUCUACGAGUGGGAGUGCCGGCAGCGCAUGCUGGCGCGUGAGGAGAGGCACCGCCGGCGGAUAGAGGAGGACCUGAUGAGGCCACCCUCCCCCCCACCAAUUGUUCACUACUCCGAGCAUGAGUGUGGACAGCUCGGGGAGAUGAUCAAAGAUGACUCCAAGUUUCCUGAAGUGAUUCGCAUCCUGCUGACAUGGGUGGAGCGGGGAGAGGUGAACCGGCGCAAUGCCAACAACUUCUACUCCAUGAUCCAGUCCGCCAACAGCCACAUCCGCCGCCUCAUGAACGAGAAGGCCGCGCACGAGAAAGAGAUGGAGGAGGCCAAGGAGAAGUUCAUGAACGCCCUGUCUGGGAUCCUGGUGCAAUUUGAGCAGAUUGUGUCUGUAUUCCACGCUUCUGCCAAACAAAAGGCAUGGGACCAUUUCUCGAAAGCCCAGCGCAAGAACCUGGACAUGUGGCGCAAGCAAGCAGAGGAAAUCCGGAAUAUCCACAAUGAGGAGCUGAUGGGGAUCCGGAGGGAGGAGGAGAUGGAGAUGUCCGACGAUGACAUGGAGGACCCACCUGAAAACAGGGAUGCCGAUGAGACUGGCCUGGCAGCUCAGGCAGAGGCACUGAAGGAGGAGAACGACAGUCUGCGCUGCCAGCUAGACGCCUAUAGGAAUGAGGUGGAGCUGCUGAAGCAGGAGCAGGGCAAGGCUCAGCCCCCACGCACAGAGGAGGAGGAUGCCACCCGCCAGCAACAGCUCCGCUUCCUGCAGCAGGCAUUGCAGGGCAUGCAACAGCAACUGCUGAGCACCCGAGAAGAAUUAAAGAAACAAGAGGCUGAAUUGGAGAAGACAAGAGAAGAGAAAGUGCAGCUGGAGAUCCAGCUGCAGAGUGUGAAGGAGAAGGUGGAUCAGCCCUCACUGUUACCUAAACAGCCAAUCCAGCAGGAGACGACAGACACAGAUGACAGAGGGAGUGACGAGAGCGCUGAUCAAGGAAAUGACAGCGCUGUUUUAGAAGUUGCUUCUGCAAGUCAAGAGAAGGAACAGCAGCCAGAGAAGGGUCCAUCCAGCCCAGUAAAGUCUGAGAGAGAGGCCCUGCUUGUGGGAAUAAUCUCUACGUUUCUCCACGUCCAUCCCUUUGGAGCCAGCAUUGAGUACAUCUGCUCUUAUUUGCAGCGUCUGGACACCAAGAUCAGCACCACAGAAGUGGAAACCCUGCUGGGCCGCCUGCCGAACACAUUCCGGCAAGAGAUCUCAGGCGUGGGGGCAAGCCUAGAGAAGAGGUGGAAGUUCUGUGGCUUCCAGGGGAUUAAAAUGACUUAGAUGUUAGUGGUUAGAUUUGUGUCCCACAAAGAAAUGAACUGGGCCCAAGGGGAUUUGAUUCUGGUGGUCAGAGAGACUCGCUUCAAAUUGCCUUGGCUCAGCAAUGACGCUAGAGGCCCUCUUCACUCCCAGGCAGGUUGCUAUAGUGACAGUAGUGUCUGUGCCUUGCAGACAGCCCUGUUUGUGUUUGAGAGGAUGUUUAUUUCCUCAGGACUGACAAACGGGGAGAAAAAUCAGACACCACAGUCUUCUUUCUUUCUUUCUUUUUUUCUAUUAACUUUUUAUCAUUUGAAAACAGUCAGUUGACAGGCUUAUUUUCGUAUUGUUCCUUGCUAAUAUAUGUAUAUUUUACCUUUUUAAUGUACAUAGUGUUAACUGUGUCUGAACAGGCUGAACAGAAACAAAUAUCUGUGCUCUAUAUAUUGUAUUAAAAAAAAAAAAACCUGUUAACUGUUGAUUUUGUUUCUUUUUUUGUUGUAUUUGAAAUGUUCUCCUAGCAGGCAUAUACCUGAUUCUGCACAACAGGAACUUGCCCUUUUGGGUUGGGGAUGUCUUUAUGAUUUUUUUUUUAGGCUGUACAUACAUACAUACUUUCUGAAAAGUACUGACUCCUGAGCCUGGCACAUGUCUUAUAAGAAAGGUUGAGGUAAAAAGAAGGACUAACAGUCCAUGUGGUAGCCCCACACUUUACUCACUAAUUUCCACAACCAAAACUAUCUGUCUACACUGCAGUCAAUUUCUCUAACCACAGGGCUACUCUACUUCUGAGCGUUUCGGAUCUGAUGCUCCAACUGCUGUGCCCUCUGGGUACCCUCGUUGUAUAGCACAUUGAAAAGAGAUUCAUGACUGGCUGGCUGGCUCUCUUCUCACUGCAUUUGAUUGAACAUAGAACAAUUAUCAUGCUGCUGAUACAGUAUCUGCUGAAUAAAAUGCCCGUGUCUCAGAUUUGGGAUGCUUCGGGUUAUCAUUUAUUAUUUCUCAUAAGAAGAGACUGUCCUUUGUGUAUCCAACCCUCCUGACUCCUACCUACAGUGGGAGAGAAAGGCUGCAAUUUAGAUUAAUGAGAACUCGCUGUACCCUUCAAUCUCCUCUGCGGGGAAAAAAGUUGCUUAAGUUCUGUAUUUGUCAUUUAUGAGCUUUGGAGAUUAUUUUUUUUUUGCUUUGUUUCAUUCAAUACCGUCAAAAACCAAAUGUAAUAGUGUUAUUCAGAUAAGGCUUUUUCCACACUGCAGAAUAAGAUUGCAUUUGGGGUCAUUUUAAACAACCCGAAAAUGUAAUUCACUAAAACUGCUUUGUAAAAUUCAUUUUGGCAGCGAAUGUCUGUUGCAGUUGUACAGAUAAUUCGGUGGCUAGUAAUUCGGUGCUUUUUGAUGUCAAGUAGUUUGUUGCCUGGCAAAGAGGGGGGGGGGAAAUGUGUCUAAGUUUCCUUUUAAUAAAAUAUAUAAAUAUAUAUAAUUUGAACUGAACUGGAACUGCUCUUGUGAAGUGUACUUUGCAAAGAUUUGAAACAGGGGUUUUAGUCAACAAUGAAUCAAUGAGAUUAGAGAAACAGUAAUGUGAAAGGGUUGCCGGGUUUUAGACAAGCACAUUCAUUUGGCUAAAUCCACUUGCAGUCUAUAAAAUAGCUACCUGUGACACAAUAUACAAUGCGAUACCUCCUUUUCCUGUCUGGCGUUUAUAGGAUUCUUUGAAGGAAUGCUGCCAUCUUAAAAUGUGAUAUUGAUUUUUCAGACAGCUUAGGGGGGGAUUGGUUAGAUGGGAGGAUAUUAUGGACUUCUAGUUAAAAACUGAUGGCUGGGAGCAAGCAGACAUGUUUAGUUGUUCUUUUAAUUUGAUCAAAUCAAAAACCCUUGUAGGCAACGAUACAAAUGUAACACACAUGAGUUCAAAAGGUAUAGUUCUGGACAGUCAACUUCAUGACACAUUUUAUAAAUUAUUAGCACCUUCUAACCAGACAACUUGAAUGCAUUUUAAGGCAGUAGAAUGUUAUUCCAAUGGACAUUUCUAGUUUUUACUUCAUAUGCAUACUGUAGUUGGCAUUGGCUUGGUAGUGUGUUUCAUUCCCAGCAUCCCUAGUUUAGACAGAUUUACAGGUGCGCGCGCACACACGUUUACAGGUCCAGUCAGUGAGGAGACUGCUCCCGCUCAGGUGCUUUUAUCAAGUUGCGGUCCCAGUGAAAAGUCUAUAUAAAUCUUACAAACGUUCAGAAAAGUUACGACAAACUUUGUAAAGCCAGAGAUUAUCUGUAUUGUUGAAAAUUGUAUUUUUUAGAAAAUAAAGUAAUUUUGUUUAUGAAUCUCAAAA